This is a messenger RNA of Myripristis murdjan (pinecone soldierfish), 5018 nucleotides long. It is a transcript of the gene ubald2, whose product is annotated as UBA-like domain containing 2. The coding region runs from base 166 to 714 and encodes 182 amino acids. The transcript has 3 exons. The record is from RefSeq and is a predicted model, not a curated record. NCBI's taxonomy places the organism in Eukaryota, Metazoa, Chordata, Actinopteri, Holocentriformes, Holocentridae. Gene Ontology annotation, molecular function: protein binding.
AUUGUUGUUGCUGGAAGCUGCGGAGACAGAGGGGGGCGAUUGGCAGGGAGGACUUGGCUUGAGGGGACUGUUUAAACAUAUUGAUAGAAGUGGACAUUUAGUAUUGUUCUAUAUUUUUUUUGUUUUCGACCUUAAAGCAACUGUAGGUUGCGCGAAGAAGCGGUCAUGUCGGUGAAUAUGGACGAACUCAGGCAUCAAGUAAUGAUCAACCAGUUUGUUUUGACUGCUGGCUGCGCCGCCGAUCAAGCGAAGCAGCUUUUACAAGCGGCCCACUGGCAGUUUGAGACGGCCUUAAGCUCCUUCUUCCAGGAGGCGAACAUCCCUAGUCACCACCACCAGAUGAUGUGUACUCCAAGAAACACUCCCGCCACGCCACCCAACUUCCCCGACGCGAUCACCAUGUUCUCCAAGCUCCGAGCGUCCGAGUGCAGCGGCAGCACGGGGAGCGGGCCCGCCCAGGUCUCCAUGGCCUGCUCCCCCCCGGCGCCUACGUCCACGUCGGGCUUCGGCUCCUUCUGGGCCUCGUCGCCGCCCAGCCACCAGCCGGCCUGGUUGCCCCCCUCCUCGCCCACAGGCCACCACAUGCACCACCACUACCAGCACCAUCACCACCACCACCACCACAUGCACCAGACUCCCAUGUGGCCCCCUGUGUCUCAGCCCAGCAACUCCCAGCAGCCCCCCGUUGUAUCGGCGCUCCACGGCCAGAGAUGAGACUGUACACUUGGGGUGGGUGGGGCGGGGAGGGAGGCGGGGUUGGCUGGCGCCCAGUGUAGCCAAAUGAAUCUGUUUUGGGAGUGGGAGGGUUCAAAGGGGGCAGGGUUGUGGUCGGGGCGGAGUCAAGGGUCAAUUGAGAGGAAGAGCGGGUCUGAGGGGUCAUGUGGGAAAAGACAAGAUACUGUUUUCCUCUCUGGGUUUUCUAAACUGAUGAUGUGCAGUCCGGCUUCUGAGGAGAAACCUUUAUCCUCUCCGUCUCCAUUUUAAGUCAAACAAGCCUAGGAAGAACCUGAGUGGGGGGGCGGGGCAACCACUAACAACACUGAGGAAGUGAUGAAGACAGCAUCAGAACGCCGGAGUCUCUUAGCCCAAAGGCACUUUUGGGACAUGAAUUUCUUUUUCUUUUUUUUUCUUUUUUCUUUUUUUUUUGUUGGGUUUUUUUUUGGUCAUCAAUGCAAGCAAGCCCAGGACCUAAAAGAGCACUUACAUUUGUUUAGGAUUGGAGCCAUGUGAUCUGUUGAAGUGCUUUGUGAUUGGUCCUUUUUUCUUUUUCUUUUUUUGUUAUAGAUAUUUGCUUUCCCAUAGGGCUCAGAAGCGUUCCAGUGAUCUUGACAGGAAGUUGGCAAAAACCAGCUGACACCACAGACCCGAAUGUUGUUCACAUCAAACUGGUUCUGGUUUGUUCUCGGAGUCUCAGACAGCCCAAGUAAAAAUAUUUUAGUACACACAUUUUUUGUGGUAUGGAUUAUGUGGAUAGUGUGGGUAGGAUUAUAGAUCAUGUAUUAAUCUGUAGCCAUCAGGUUGAGUCAGAGACUUUUUUUUAUGUAACAGGAGGAGAUUUGAAAGGCUAAAGAUGGCAGCACCGUCACCGUCAGAUUUUGCAGAGCUACAUUACUUUGAUUUUUACGAUUGACAGUGACACAGUUAAAAAUCAAAUUUAUGCUUUUUCAAAAGAACCUCUGUAGCUCGACCACGUGCCUGACAUGACUAUUUACAGUUACCACGGCAAGGGCUGCCACAAAACAGAAUGUGUUUAUCUUGUUGUUUCGUGAGGCUGUGGCUAGCGCGGUGAUUGAAAUUUUUUUAUUUUUCUGUGGCGCCAAUGUCAGCCUGAACAAAUCGUACAACUUUGUGUUGCAUGCCGUUUGCAGUGUCCCUAAAUGUGGCAAACAAACGAUAAUACACGCAACAGAAGAUUUGAUAUAGGCUCCCCGUUCAGAGAGACAGUGCUCUGAUCCCACUGCCUGGGGGCUUUUCAAAGAUGGCGUGCCCCAUCUCCUGUUAUAAAAAGUCUCUGGUUGAGUGAAUGUUAACUCAGUGGCUGCAGAGCGGUGGAGCUCCAUGUGCAGACACUAAUCUUAGGUUUAGGAACACGUCAGAAAACGAUGACGAACACGGAUGAAUUAUUGAGACGAACGUGAUUGGCCGCCUCAGUGCGGUUGCAGGAACAGCAAAGCUUGCAAUAAUUUGAUUUUUCGACUUUGCCAGAGAGAAGGCUGGCACAUUUAUAUAGUAUUUUUUCUGUUUUAAUGGGACAAUUUCACCCUGUGUCUGUCAAGGAAGAGACUUUGUGCAGGGGUAAUGAUGUCACCUAGGCUUGCUGUCAACAAGGCAUCACUUCAGCAAAACUUAGUUUAUUUUAGUUUUUUGUUUUUGUUUUUUUUUUUCUUUUUCCUGACGGUUGGUGUGGCGACUCCACCCAGCAACCUCAUUAACAAGGCGGGGCGGAUCGAUGUCCCUUUUUCCUGUUGUUUUUGAUAAUGCAAGGCAGUUUUAUCUGUGACAAUUAUGGGAACAUUUUGACUCACUUGUAAAUAAAGCCUCGGCCAAAACAAAAGUGCAAAAAUGUAGAGCUCGCCGUCGACUCACAAACUCACAAACGCGUUAAUCUGAUUGGUGAAUAUUUUGACAUAGAUGGGCGUGAGCUGCCAGCACCUCCACCAUGUCUCUGUCUGUGGCGGUAGAGGCCAACUCAGUGAUUUUCCACACAACCUGCAGAAGCUCAACCACUCCUACCUCUGUCUGAAUGGGAGAGGCCCCACAUGCGCUCUGAAUGUAUUCUCUACUACAGAAACAGGAUCAAUGGGUUUAAACAAGUAGAAACUGGUGCUUCUCGCUGGUAAUUCCUGCCAAAAGAAAGGGAAUUACACCACAGCUCGAUGGACAGGUGAAAUUUGGACACAUCAGUCCAGGUAACUAGUGAAUCCUAAGCAAUUGUUGGAAUCAAGUUUACACAGCAGUAAGCAUCCAGUGUAAUGAAAACCGUGAAGCCUCUCGCCCAGGGACAAGACUCUUUUAGCCGUCUUUGACUUCAGCAUGCUCUUCAUACAAGAUCCCCCAUGUGUGUCACAACAUUUAAAAAAAAAACACAAACAAAAACAAACAAAAAAAUUAAAAUCACCGUUAGAUUAGUAGUGACUUUUAACUUGAAUUUUGAGAGACAGAAAAGUCAUCUUCACAUUAUGAUCACCGCCAGAGAAAGGAAGGAACAAUACUGACCACAUCAGGCUGGGACGGCAUGCAGAAAGAAAUCCUUUCCACCGUCAAAAAAAAAAAAAAAAAUGAAAUGGACCCUUUCCAGCUGAUUAUGUUCUUCACAUCGUCACACAGACAAUCAACUGUUUGUUCUAUGCUUUUUUUUUUUUUUUUUUUUUUUUUUUUGUUAAUGGCCCUCUGUUUGAAUGUGCAGUAAUACCUUUGUACCUGCAGGAAUGAGCUGUCUAUGUUUUUGGGAUGGUUGGGAGGAACCAGUGUGAUAUUUGAAACUCAAUUUCUUAUAAAAUUGCUCACUUGAGUCAGCUGUUCAGAUUCAGGACCUGAUACGAUUACAUUAUCCUGUGCAACAUAGAUGCUAAGAAGAGUUUUUGUUGCGUGUGACUUAAAGGAGAAAAAAAUCCACCCUAAAAACACUUAGGAGAGUUUUAAAAAAAAAUGUGUAGCUGAUGUACGUCACAUUUCUGAGCUCGUUUCGUUGUUUGGUGUAUUUUUGUUAACUUAAAAUAUAGAUGACAUGAGAUGACAGAGAUUUAUAGCUGCGAUAGCGGUGUUCAACAGUCAUACAUGAGUUGUACAUGUUUCGAUUAAUUAGUGACAUUAAUCAAUUCAAAGAUGCAUGCAGUUUCUCCAGCAAAGCUUGAAAUGGACAUUUAAUAUAUAGACAUAAGACACAGAUAUGUUUCCAAACAGUUUAUUGAUAUGAUGACUCCAGUGCUACAGCAUUUAUUAAUGAGAGGCAGGCAGGCGGUGUGCAAAAUUAUACUUGUUCACUGUAGUUCAGUCAGUAAUGAAUCCAUGCAACAACAGAUAACCCGUAUUAAGAUGAAAAAGUGAAGGAAAUAGCCUACGUUUAUAUUUUAAAAAAUCAACCAAACUCCACUCACAGAAGCCUCCAUAGACCUUUAAUUGGAAACGUGUCUGUUCAGAGGCAUUCUGGGAAACGUAGGACAUCAAUAAGCGAAGGAAAGUGGAGUUAAAUUGCAAAUCUACAUUGUAAAAUGACUCCUGGAAUCAUCUGCACGUCACAGAUUGAUCAUAUUUAACAGCUUAAGUGUGCUGCAGAGUGGAUUUUUUUCUCCUUUAAGUCGAAAUUACAUGAAAAUCAGUUGUGGUCCUUGUCAGACUCUGCUGUUCUCCACUGUGGAUAAAAUCGCUGUGGUGAAAGUUGAAGCUGUCUUCUGUAAGAGAUGUUGGUAUGUACUUUCUGUGUGUGUGUGUGUGUGUGUGUGUGUGUGUGUGUGUGUGUGUGUGUGUGUGUGUGUGUGUGUGUGUGUGUGUGUGUGUAUUGAACAAGGUGGGGGGUGGAGGUUUGGCUAACAGUGGAGCCAUUAUAAGCGCUUCCUGCAGGGUGGAUUACUGGCUCAGCUCUGUUAUGGAAAUACACCAGGCAGUGGAGGGCGAUUAUGGUUUCCCAUGGGGAUCCGACCCCUUCUCAUUACAAUAUUUUACAUGCCCCCCCCCUCACCGAGAAGUCUCACUUUACAGUAAAAUCCAGUUGACAGGAUGAUUGGUGUCCAAAACAGCCCUCACCACCCCAGUGACUUACAACCUGGGUGUUUUUUUUUAAAAUGUCCAUGCUGACAUUUGACCUCCCCUUCAGGAUUUCUUGGUCUCUUGGUGAAAACUUUGCUUUGAUCAAGUGUGCGGAUCACUCGGAUAACGGUAUCCUGUUCUCACGGACCCUCAGAAAUUCAUUCUGUUCUAAUCCAUGGCUCUUUUAUAUAGAUUUCUCUCAAGUACUUUGUGUUAAUUUCCUCUGUUGAAUUUGUAUUUAUAUGUUUAAUAAAACAAAGUAUGAUCUGCUA